This is a messenger RNA of Aspergillus campestris IBT 28561, 1417 nucleotides long. Its product is annotated as chromatin modification-related protein EAF6/MEAF6. Gene Ontology annotation, cellular component: NuA4 histone acetyltransferase complex. The record is from RefSeq and is a predicted model, not a curated record. NCBI's taxonomy places the organism in Eukaryota, Fungi, Ascomycota, Eurotiomycetes, Eurotiales, Aspergillaceae. The transcript is spliced from 3 exons. The coding region runs from base 94 to 1002 and encodes 302 amino acids.
CGACGACUGACCUGCUCAACGCAUGCCAUACCACCAUACCUAUAACUGAUCUUCUUAAAAGAGGAAAGGGACAAGAAAGAAGAAGGGGUAAAAAUGUCCGAAUCAGCCCCACCCCCAACCGCACCAGCAACAGCAACAGCACCGGCAACAUCCACCACCACCAACCCUCCACCUCCCUCUACCACAAAUACUGCGCCCACGACCAACAACAACAACAACCAAACAGACACAGCGCAGCCCAAUGGCAGCGCAUCCGCAGCCCCCAAUGGAGGCGGGGGCGUGAACGGGAGUUCAGGUACAGGGGUAGGGUCAACGACCGCGUCAGGGAGCGCAAACCGCGGUCUUCCCUACUACGAGAAACUCCGGCGCGAGUUACGCGACACAAUUCAGAAGAAGCGCAUGAUGGAUAAGAGUAUGUCCCAACUCGAAGACCAAAUCUUCCGCUUCGAACAAUCCUACCUCGAAGAAACAACAGCCGGCAACAUCAUCAAAGGCUUCGACAACUACAUCAAGGGCUCCUCCAGCGGCGGUCUCAGCGGCGCGGGCAGCAGUCUCGGCGGCGGCGCGGGCGGCGGCAGCGGGAGCAUCGCGCUGGGGACGGGCGUCGCGCGACGAAAGGCGCAGGUUACGGAUGCGGAUCGGGUGUUUUCGAGGAGUUCGGCGGGGUUUAUGAGGGACUCACCCUCCUCCUCAGCCCAAACCACCCCCUCCCACGCCGCGACACCCACAUCAACCUACAACACCAACACCAACGCCGUCAACAGCAACAGCAACAGCAACGCCAAAGCAAGCGGCAGCAGCGCUACCACCAAAGACAAAGACGCGGGCGAAGUGCGCGGCCCGUCCAAGGCUAAUAAGAAGAAAUCUUCCUCGUCCGGUGGAGGCGGGGCGAAUCGCGGUAAGGCGGGGAAUAGCAACAAUGGUAAUAAUAAUGAUGUUGAUGAGGAGGAGGAUGGGAAGCCGCCGUCGAAGAGGUUGAAGAUUAGUUAUGCUAGGGAGUGAUCUGUCUUUUUAUAGUCCGUUUCGUUUCGUUUCGUUUCGUUUCGUUUCAUGCUGUGAACUCUUGUGAGAAUGGAGUGGAAUGGCAUUGUGCAUGGCUGAUGUGGCUUUAGGGCUGGAGUUAGUUGUGGGUUUGGAUGGUGUUUGGGUUGGGGAUGAUCUCGUUUCUUAUCUUUCAUUUUUUUUUUAUAUUAUACUAAAGGAGCUAGGCACUGGUUGGUUGAUUGAGGUUAUGCUAACAAUAUGAUAUCCGUGAUACAUGUACCUUAUCUCUUAAACAAUAUUCAUACUCGGGUUACCUUCGCUUCCUCCUGUUAGACCUUCAGUCAGCCUUCCUCGGCUAGGUUUCAGUAGGUUUCAGUAGUUCUUCCCCAGGCUUUGGUAGAUCAGGCUCAUGGUAAAACUACAACUGCAACCG